Messenger RNA from Emiliania huxleyi CCMP1516, 1161 nucleotides. RefSeq lists its product as hypothetical. Lineage: Eukaryota; Haptophyta; Isochrysidales; Noelaerhabdaceae. Gene Ontology annotation, molecular function: hydrolase activity. Bases 1 to 1161 code for a protein of 386 amino acids. The record is from RefSeq and is a predicted model, not a curated record. The transcript is spliced from 6 exons.
AUGACGAAGCAGGUGGCGGCGAAGCGGCGACGGUUGAGCGCGGCCAACAACAGUCGGAGGCCAGGGCGUGAGCGCCAGCGGCCGGCCAAAGGAGCACAGCAGACGGCAACUCCUCAAAAAGAAUUCAUCGCUGAUUUCAUUCCGCUUCGCCGGCUCCUGCUGGCACCGCCCUCUCCGCCAUCUGUCGUGCGGCCCAAAAAGCCGCCGCCAUCCUUCAAGUACGUGCAGCGCCUGCGCGAGAUGCGGGUCGGCGGCGGCGACAAAAAUGGCGACUCCAGAUGUGCCGCUGCCUACCUGCAGCCGCCUGUGAUUGUUGAGGCGGGCGGCGAGCACCGCUACUCUAUCAUCCUCCUUCACGGGCUCGGCAACCGUGGCUCCGAUUUUCUGCCGAUCCUCCACUCCUUCUCGCGGCUCGGGGUCGACGUCUCCAACGUCCGCUUUGUCUUUCCGAAUGCACCGCGCCGGACAAUGCAGUGGCCAGUCUGGGGACCCUCCCGUGGCGUCCAGGCGUGGUACACUUACUUCAGCGAUGAGUCCGGCAAGAGCUCGGCCGACGCCGACGAGAUUGCGACCUCCGAGCUCAACGCGAGUGCUGCCGCGCUGCUCGCCCUCGCAGAGGCUGAGGCGAGGUUAGCCGAGAUUCGGCGGGAUUCGCCUCCCAGUUGGAUUGCCGCCGCUCUCGGCGGCGACUUUGGCAGAGUCUUUGUGGGCGGGUACUCCCAAGGGGGCACCGUUGCGGCGCACGCGGCUGUUAGCGACGGCGCGCCGCGGCUGGCCGGGGCGCUGCUUACUCGCUCGGAGCCGGAGGGACGCACGCCGUUCUUCGCCUUUCGUAGCGGGCGCGACAACACGUACCCCAUCGGCGUGCAGCGCCACUCCCCUUCGCUGAGGUGGUCGCUCGCCGUGUCCGAGUCCUCUGUCAACCACGCCACGUGGUCGUGGGGCGAGUACGAUUAUGUCGCCGCGAGCGCCGCCUUCGCGCUAGGCUUGCGCGCCGACCCUCCCCCCACGGGAAUCGGGCCAGGGCGCAGCUGCUGGACUGCACCCUGCCUCGACCUGCACGGCGUCCUCGUCUCGCUCUGGUACCGCUUCCCCUACCAGUGCGUGGGGCUGUCCCCUUGCUGCCGCGGCGGCGACCAGGCGCCAGCGGCGUCGCGGUGA